GAAAGAAAAGAAAAUCGACUCCUAUUUCCCCUAUAUUUUCUCCGUUUCUCGCCGUUAUAGACAAUAACUUCGAUACUACACCAAAAAGUUUCGAUUUCUUUCCAGUCUCCCCCUUCCGUUAUUUCCGCUGCGCCUUUUCCCACAAUAAAGGCAUAUUCAUCAUAUUCCAAGAAACCCAUACCAUAUACUUCAAUAAAGAUUUUACCAAACUAUUCAUCAAUGGCAGCAGCUAAUCCUUCUUCUUCAUCCUCAUCUUCUCCGCAUCCACUUCACCCUUGUCUCAGUAACCCUCAACGCCUCCAUCGUCCUUGUUUCUUCAAACCCUUUGGGUCCCAUGAUCGUAAAUUGCGAUCCGUUCGAUGUCAAAUCCCCAAAUUUGAACCGAAAAGAUCGGCGGUGAAUUCUGAUGUUACCGAAGCCACAUCUUCUUCCUCUUCGAGCAUCGAUUUCCUCACCUUGUGCCAUAGCCUUAAGACCACAAAAAGGAAAGGAUGGAUCAAUCAUGGAAUCAAGGGUCCUGAAUCCAUCGCUGAUCAUAUGUAUCGAAUGGCAUUAAUGGCUUUAAUUGCUGGCGAUCUUCCUGGUAUCAACAGGGAAAGGUGUAUCAAGAUUGCGAUUGUGCAUGCAUUGCAGAAGCUAUUGUGGGAGAUAUAA
Molecule: messenger RNA, 654 nt
Organism: Lactuca saligna
Lineage: Eukaryota; Viridiplantae; Streptophyta; Magnoliopsida; Asterales; Asteraceae
Source: the annotation of a GenBank genome assembly